CUGUGAUAAACGAAAUGUGUGAUUUGACGAGACAGGACUUUCAAAAAAGUACAUAAUCUACGCGUCCUUCCCAACACUACGACUACACAACCACAACAACGAUCACUCAAAACCCUAUAUUCUCUCUACCUUCUCCAGUGUUUCUUCUCUCUCUAAGCUUUGCCCCUCCAGAUUUUCUCCCUAAAUUCGAUUCAGUAUUAGUCGCACCGUAACUAUAUAUAUGGAUGACGCAGAUAAACCCGAUCCAGGUGGGACUGGGAUCAACAGCGAUUCAAGCUGGACGAUCGGAGCUGAUGUGGACAGGGUCAAUUACUUCUUCCCGAGCGAUGGAGAGAGCAGCAUCCUCAGCGAAUUCGGAUGGAAUCUUCAAUCGGAAAACACCGAACGACUUGGAGAGCUGCAGCGGAUCGAAGCGGACGAGAGCUCCGAUUUGGCGGGAACAGUGACGGAGUUGCCUCAGACUAACAGCAGCAGAGAUUUUUGGAGCUCCGACAUGGCCCUCCUGCCCGGAUCUUAUGUUGGAGAAGUUUCCGCAUCGAAUCCGUCUGUUUCUUCGAGCUCCAGCGAAGAUCCACCGGAGAAAUCGGCUGGUUCCGGCGGGAAAGCUGCCGAGAUUUCGACCCAGAUGAAAAAGAAGGGACAGAAAAGAGUCCGGCAGCCACGUUUUGCAUUCAUGACCAAGAGUGACGUUGAUCAUCUUGAAGAUGGCUACCGCUGGCGAAAAUAUGGACAGAAGGCAGUAAAAAAUAGUCCAUUUCCAAGAAGCUACUACCGGUGCACAAACAGUAAAUGCACAGUAAAAAAGAGGGUGGAGCGGUCCUCUGAAGAUCCCACAAUUGUAAUUACAACUUACGAAGGCCAACACUGCCAUCAUACUGUCGGGUUCCCCCGUGGUGGAAUUAUUAGCCAUGAAGCUGCCUUUGCCGCUGGCCAUUUGACGCUGCCAAUGUCACAAUUUUAUUAUCCAGGCGUUCAGUUACCUGGAGAAAACCCUCCAAGCAACACACAAUUGCACCAACAACAACUAGGCCAAGCAAGAGAUCGAACCAGUUCUGUGCGGGUACCUAAUUCAGAUGAUGGAUUGCUUGGAGAUAUUGUGCCUCGUGGGAUGCGUAAAAGAUGACACCCAACUUUAUAGGCCAUGCAGUGCUGUCAUAGUGGAGAGACAGACAGACAGACAGACAGUACUAAUUAUAUUGUAGAGUGAUCAUUCCCAUUUAUGGAAUUUGAUGAAUGACGAGACGAGAUCGAAGCCAUUUUUUGAGCUCAAAGUGAGAGUCCUUCGUCACCUGAAAACUCUAUUAUUAAGUGACAAUUUCUCAUGUUUCAUUCAAGUGUUCCAGGCUCUAGCUCGCAUGGGCAGGUCAUUAUGUCAAUGUCUUUCUUUCUUUCUCAUUUGAUUUGAGUUUAUAAGCAUAUAAACGUAAAAGAGUAGAGGUUCGUAUAUUGCGUAGCUAGAAUCAUUAUAUGUGUAUAUAUAUAUAUAAUUAGACCUGCAAUUGUACUAGAGAGAGAGCCAGAUCUUGGAACAGUUUACAUGCAUGGGCCAUGUUGUUGGUUAGUUGCGUGGACUUCGAUGUUGCUUCAUUCACAGCGGCCCAUGCAUUCUCUUUAUACGAAACGUCCUUUUUUUCCUUCCAA
Molecule: messenger RNA, 1641 nt
Organism: Tripterygium wilfordii
Lineage: Eukaryota; Viridiplantae; Streptophyta; Magnoliopsida; Celastrales; Celastraceae
Product: probable WRKY transcription factor 57
Exons: 4
Coding region: 221-1123 (300 amino acids)
Biological process (GO): regulation of DNA-templated transcription
Molecular function (GO): sequence-specific DNA binding; DNA-binding transcription factor activity
Source: RefSeq, a predicted model, not a curated record